Messenger RNA from Colletotrichum karsti, 1272 nucleotides. RefSeq lists its product as uncharacterized. NCBI's taxonomy places the organism in Eukaryota, Fungi, Ascomycota, Sordariomycetes, Glomerellales, Glomerellaceae. The record is from RefSeq and is a predicted model, not a curated record. The transcript has a single exon. Bases 1 to 1272 code for a protein of 423 amino acids.
AUGGCAAGCGCAAUCCACGUCGUAUCCAAGAAGGACCUCGCCCAGCAUGAGGUCGUUCCAGUCAAUAUCUCCCUUCCAGCACUGGCACCCUCCUCUAUCCGAGCCCGCUCAUCCCUCGUCGCAAUAACAUCCAACAACCUCACCUACGCUAAGCUUGGAGACUUCGUGCACUGGUGGUCUACGUGGCCCGUCCCUGCUGAUGCCCCAGCCCCAUACAACAACAAGGACGAGUGGGGCAUUGUCCCGGCGUGGGGCUUCGGCAGGGCGCUCGAGUCCAACGUCGACUCUCUCCCGGCCGGCAGCCUCCUGUACGGCUUCUGGCCGACCUCGUCCCAUAUAGUCGACCUUAAGCUAGCGACCCACGAUCCCAAAACUCGCUUCCGUGAGGUAAGCGAGCACCGGCAAGCACUCGGCAGCAUGUACAACGAGUAUAGCCUUGUCGACGAGACAGCGCGGUCCGACGACUCCAGGGCCCUCUUCGCCAACGCCUAUUCCAUCUGGAACGCCGGUUACGUACUCAACCGCUUCUGCUUCCCGACGGAGUACAAGCCAGCACACCCGUUCGGCGUAUACGGCGGGGAAUGGACGGAUAGCGAUGGGGACCUUAGCGCCGCUGUGCUUGUGAACCUCUCGGCGUCGAGCAGGACUGGGAGGAGCUCCACCUGGAACUUCACGCGGAACCGCAAGCCGGGCGUUAAUGGCCCGCUUGCCCUACUGUGCGCGACGUCGUCACCCAAAGUCCUGGAGCCUGCGCCACAGGCCCCGUUUGAGGUUAAUUCCGUCAGCUACGAUGGCCUGACCGCUGGAGAGACCGUUGCGUGGAUCGGAAAGUUCGAGCCGAAGCGUGUCGUGGUUCUUGAUCACGGCGCACCUCUAGCUACCACUGAGCGCUUCGUUGAGGCACUUUCAGAGGCACUGCCUGAGACGCAAACUACGCUGGUCAUGAUCGGAGUUGAACCGAAGAUGGGGACUGCCGAUGAGUUGGUCGCUCUCCUAGGGUCAAAGCGGCAGUCUCGCUCUACUGUUGAGCUCAACACGACAUUCGUCAUUGAUAUCGGGUUUGCUACAGAGGGCGGGCAGAAGUUCUUCGAGGAGAAUGAGAAGGCUUUUAAUAGUGCAGUUGAGGAGAAGUAUCUUGGUGACCUUGAGUUGGUCAAGGGCGAUGGAGUUUCUGGAUCUGGUGGGGUUGAGGGAGCGUGGGAGAAUCUCAUUCAGGGGACGUUGGCGCCGAGCAAGGCCUGGGUGUACCAACUGGACGGGAAGUCACAGUAG